This is a messenger RNA of Pangasianodon hypophthalmus (striped catfish), 2396 nucleotides long. RefSeq names its product testis expressed 264, ER-phagy receptor a (gene tex264a). The transcript has 4 exons. The coding region runs from base 313 to 1269 and encodes 318 amino acids. Gene Ontology annotation, cellular component: replication fork; nucleus; endoplasmic reticulum membrane. The record is from RefSeq and is a predicted model, not a curated record. Lineage: Eukaryota; Metazoa; Chordata; Actinopteri; Siluriformes; Pangasiidae. Gene Ontology annotation, biological process: reticulophagy; protein-DNA covalent cross-linking repair.
GGCAGCAGAACGCUAAGAGUCAGGGAAAUAUCCCAAACAGCUCUCUCCCCUGCUCCUAUUAGUGCACUAUAUGGGCUACGGAGUGGCUUCUACACCCUAACUAGUGCACUUUAUGAAAAACAAGAAGCAGUUUAGGAUUCAGCCUACAUUUUGCUCGAGGAAAAUCGCCGAGGGUAUAACGUAACCUAACCUAAGCUAACAUAAUAUACCAUAACAGUGUAGAGUGAGCUCGUGUGGUGCUUAGCAGUUCAGGAUCUUUUAAAGAGCAUUGCAUCAGUGAUCGAAGACAUUUCUCCUGCUUCAGCAGAAACAAUGUCUGACUUUGUGAUUUUAUCCUUGAUCUUGUUUUUGGUCGUGUGUCUCAUCUUGACCCUUGCUGGGUUCGUGUUUUACUCCGGACUGCUGUCUGAGAUCGUUGUUGGGACAGGAUCUCCCCCGGUGAAAAAGGUGACUAUUGCGUACAAGUUUAAGACAGGAUCGUACAGGGACCGCGGAGCCGCCUUCACCGAGAGCUGCAGCAUCGCGCCGCAGCUCUGCUCUGUAGCUCUGUAUUAUGACAACCCCAAUGAGACUGAAGCUGAUUGUUGUCGCUAUGCAGUGGGAAGUAUUCUGAGCCAGGACGAAGAAAAACCCGAUGAAGAGUUGCAGCGUCUGUAUGAGAAAUUUGGAUUUCGGGUCAUCUCCUUCCCAGAGGUUUCCUGUGCUGUGACUUGCUCUUUCCCUAACCAGUGCAUGCUGUCCCCCAUCUGUGGGGCAUACAGAGUCUUCCCUGAGCUCCACAGCUACAUCAGGGAAAGAGGCUUGUCUGCAUACCCAUUUAUUGAGAUCUGUAAAGGAGAUCUAAUCCACUACAUGUGCCCACUGGAGAACCAGGACAGCUUUUUUGUGCCCGAACUCCUUGAGAAGCAAACAGAGGGAGAAGAGGAAACAGAGAAUGACAAAGAUGCUGAUGACGUGCACACGGGUGAAGGCUGCACAUCUGAGAGCGGCGUAGCAGUGAUGGAGGCAGACACCGAAAGCAGCGAGAUGGGGGAGAGCUCCUCGCCUGUGGUGCAGCAGAGUCCACCGCUGGAUGAGAGAGAUUCUCAGACGGAGGAAGGAGACCAGGGGGCCAAGGGCUCCAGUGAGUCUGUAGGAAGUGGUUCAUCCUUUGAAGAACUGGACAUGGACAUUGAGGAAGAGGAGAAGGAAAGGGAAAAUGCUGAGGAGGAUCAUGUGGUGGACAAUGAGAAAAGAGGAGAUAAUGAAGGGGAGAGUAAUGAGGGAUAGAUUGCGUGUGCAUGUUUGAAGUAGUUAAUGAAUCUUCUUUUUCUUGUUUUCGUUUCCGUUUGAGGUGCUUCUUAGUCACCUAGGCAAAGUCUUAACAUAUGUAAUCAGAGGUUUAAUAAUAAAUGGGUGAAUCUUGGCAGUUUUUAUAAACACGUGGCAGUCUUACUGCAGGUCACAUAAACAUUAUGUAAUCAAACCUAAAAAAAAAAAAAAAAACUUAAAGGUAUUUCCUCAGCUCACUGAUUCUAGUCCAGUAUCUCAUAAAAUAUCUCAUAAAAGCUGCCAGUUAUUUGAAAAGGGAAUCCCUGCUGAUUUUUUUAUCACAGUGAAUCACCUGUUUCAGCAUCUUUGAGGCAAUAAACUAAUGACACCCAGCACAAAUAAUGUAUUUCCUUACAGUGUAAUCGAAGCUUGUGCUACUGAAAUAAUCUUGGAAAAAUGUAAACAAAAUGGAUAACUCAUCUAGGGAAUUCUAAAUAAUAAUUCCAAAUUAUGUAACCAAACAAAUAUGUAUUUUUAGAGCAAAUGAUAUGUAGACAAUAAUAUAAGAUUUGAUUAUUCGAUUAUGAACUAACUGCUUUUAUUAUCAGUUUAUGUAUGUCUGUCGAGUCAGUUGUUUUAUAAUGGUGUUAAAGGGAAGUAAAUGUUGAGUGUAUGUGUGUGUAUGUGUGUAUGUGUGUGUGUAUGUGUGUGUGUAUGUGUGUGUGUGUGUGUGUGUGCUCAGUGACUGUUAACUUCAUCAUAACUAGUUAUAGCUCCAUACAGAAACAGCCCUAUCCUUACUGCAUGUGCCAGAUGUGUUUGUUGUUAACAUCCUCCAAGAAAACAAUGGACAAAAUAUGGAUUGAAAUAAAAUAACAAUAUAGUCUCUAUUUUUAAAAUAGUUUGUUUCUUUAUUUUUGUAAUCAAUGUUCACAUUCCAAACAGGAAAUAUUUUAUGAUAUUCUAGAUAUUCUCUGAUAUUCUACAUUUUUGAGUAUAAUUUACAUAAUUUGCAAGUUUUAUAUAGUUUGUUUAACAUUCAUUCAAAUGAUACUCAUAUUUUUAUCUAUUUCCCUCUCACACUCAUGGAAAUCUGAAGGUAUGAAUAUAUAAAGCUUAUAAAAAUAAAAGGAUGUGUAUGUGUG